Messenger RNA from Chelonoidis abingdonii (Abingdon island giant tortoise), 4432 nucleotides. Lineage: Eukaryota; Metazoa; Chordata; Testudines; Testudinidae. The record is from RefSeq and is a predicted model, not a curated record.
UUGUUUGUAUCUGCACCAUGUUUCUACAGGCAAGAGGAACUAAUCUGUCAUGUGUCCGGACCUGUGUGGUGGUUGCAGAAGAGCGGCCACGAAUUUCUCUCACCCAGUCCUUCUCCAAACUUUUCAAAGACAUUGGCCUGUCAUCUCGUGCUGUGAGCACCACCUUUGGGUCAAGAGUCAACGUAGCUAUCUGUUUACAGGGAACAUCUGGGCCUGACCCUACCACAGUGUACGUAGAUCUGAAAUCCUUAAGACAUGACAGAGUGCGUUUGGUAGAGAGGGGAGCUCCACAGAGCCUGCUGCUUUCAGAAUCUGGGAAGAUUUUGCCUGGAGUCAAAGUGAUUAUUGUCAAUCCUGAGACCAAGGGACCUGUUGGAGAUUCUCACCUUGGAGAGAUUUGGGUGAACAGUCCCCACACGGCCAGUGGUUACUAUACCAUCUAUGAUAAUGAAUCCCUUCAAGCUGAUCAUUUCAACACUCGUCUGAGCUUUGGUGAUGCCGCUCAGACACUUUGGGCUAGAACUGGAUACCUUGGCUUUGUUCGCCGGACGGAGCUCACAGCUGCCAGUGGAGAUCGCCAUGAUGCACUGUAUGUCGUAGGAGCACUGGAUGAAACUUUGGAGCUGAGAGGACUCCGUUAUCAUCCAAUUGACAUAGAGACUUCAGUAUCUCGGGCACACAGGAGCAUUGCUGAAUGUGCUGUGUUCACAUGGACCAACUUGCUGGUGGUAGUUGUGGAGCUGUGUGGCUGUGAACAGGAAGCCCUGGAUUUAGUCCCUUUAGUUACCAAUGUGGUUCUGGAAGAACAUUACCUAAUUGUGGGAGUUGUGGUGGUGGUGGAUCCAGGAGUUAUUCCCAUCAAUUCCAGAGGAGAAAAACAACGGAUGCAUCUCCGUGACAGUUUCUUGGCUGAUCAAUUAGAUCCCAUCUAUGUGGCGUAUAACAUGUAAUGGGGUAGAGGGGAUAAUGUUCACAAACUUUGUAGUACCAGUAAAAUGACCAAUGGUCACUAUAGAAAUGAAUCUGGUGAAAAGUACUAAUACUUGAUGUAAAGUUUGUGAUCGCUACUGUAUUCCCGUCAUUUCAUCCUGUGGGAUUAUGAUCACAUGAACAACUAAGGGUCAAAUGGAAAUAUGGUAGACAAUGGAAAAUAUUUGUAACAGUUUACUGAAUAUUAGCUUUAUAGACAAUGCAAAGUUGACAAGUGUGUGAGUUACAAAAUUCCUAAGACCUUUAUGGUAGUGUCACUUUUUUCAUCUGUUGUACAUAUUUGUAUUUUUAUCUCAUACUGUUUUAUGAUUCUAUAAGGGGAAGGUUUAUUUACUUAAGAUAAUAAACUAUUAAGAAAAGAGUAAUCAGUCCUGCAGUUCCCCAGUAUAUAAUGUACUUUGCAACUGUACUGUAGCUAUUCGUUCCAUGGGAUCUCACUGCUUAUUUAUAAUUGUGCCAUGACCAAAUCCAAUAACCCCCUAAAAGAAAGAAUUACUUACUCGUAUAGAUAUUUCUUUAAUUUAAAAUGGAUUUUGCCUAUAUUUUUAAAAUGUAAAUAUUAAUAUACAUAAUUCACUUAGAAAAUUGGCUUAAGUAAUGAUGACAUCUGAAGUAGAGGACUGUAAUUUUUGAAGUCCUUAACAGAAAUUACACUUGGUUAGGCAACUAAUGUGAGAAAUGCAAAUCUUACAAAAGUUUUCUUAAUUCAGUAUGUAUGUAGUCUUUUAUUGCUGGCCAGAAUGUCAUAGUAUGUAGAAGCCUAUGUUUUUAAAUCACAUCUUUCUAAAUGAGGCUGAAGUAUUUAAGCUUUUGAAACAUUAAAAAUAAAAUAAAAUUUUGAUAGUAACUGUAUUGCAUCUCCAGAAUGCUUAACUGAAAUUUGUACACUUGUGUGACAGCCUCGGUUUCCCCUCGUUAUGGAGCUUUGUGUUUAAAAAAAACAAAAGCUACGAUUAUGGCACAGAUUGACAAAAAUAAUUAAAUUCAUUGCUGGGAUUGUGGCUCCAUCCUUAAUUUAUUCCACAGUGUGCCCACAGUUAUAGCAGCAAAUGUAAUGUGUACAAGGGCUUUAUAUGGAAAAUACCCUGAAUUUCCCUGAGGCAUUCACCAGAAAGAAUUUGAUAAUUCUGGAAGGGAGUUGGCUGAAAUCAGCUAUGUGAUUUUUUUAUAAUGAGGGACAAAGUGGCAACGGAAAGCAAGGAUAACGUUGUUCUAGUGCAUGCAUAGUGAAAUAUCUUCAAAAAAAAAAGUCAAGAUUACAGCAUCCUGAAAUAGUUGGUCAGUUUGUGGCCUUUAUAAAUGCUGAAAAGCAGAAGCCUUAAAGUGUGCAAGAUGACCUACCAUUUGGAAAUUAUUGUAAUCCUCUGGCACAGUGGCUGAGGGCGAGACAAGGUUUCAGGAUCAACUAUUUUUCUUUCAUCUAACCUUUAGUUGGAUUUCUUGUUUUUGUUUUUUUUUCUCUUAUGUGAUUAAGAAAACAAAACUUUGAAAGCAUAGAAGAUGGGAUAGCAGAAAUUGUAACAGCUUUUUUGGGCCAUUUGUGGUCUGUUAUGUAAAUACAUGCUUAAAAUAUUUUAAUAUGUAUUAUUUACCCCUGUAACAAGUAUACAGUGUGUUUAGGUAAUUUUUAUAAAGGUAUAUAAUGUAAACUUGUAUAAAUCCAAAUCUAUAACAGCUAUAUUAAGUGCUGCUCUGACAGCCAUCUGUAAACAAGUCGUGGUUUUGUACUUGAAAUCCCCCUCCUUAUGAAUGCUUUAUAACAGUUCUUCAUUGAGGGCUGGAAUGUUAAAAUUCAGAUAUAAAGCUCUGAAUAUAUUCUCAAAAUAUUUAGGGCUAAUUUGCUUGUCAUAGAGGUGGAAGGCUAUAUCUUCAUUGACUAUGGCAGGUCUAACACAGGGAGAGAAUUCCUUACAAACAAGCAGCUUAAAUAUUUACUUUUCUAAAGAGUUGUUAAAUUCCUAGAUUUUUGAAGUAAGACCCUCGUGGAUAUUUUAAAACAACAGUAUUUCCACAGUCAUGCUGCUAGGUAGUUAUAAAGUGUACAAACCCUCCAUAUGAAUGUGGUUUUAACAGAUCCUCUGCAAAAAUAAGGAAAUGGACAACUGUGUCGUUGUUGCUGAUAAAAAUUAAAUGCCAGUGUAGAUCAGCUAGGUAACAGCAUAUAAAUUGCCUAUCACCAGCCUUGACCUCCUUGAGAGAUUCUCCCCUUUUUAUUACACACUUUCCUUGAAUGGCAAGAAUGAUUUGCAAUGCAGCUUCACUUUGUUCUCCUGACUUUUAAGAAGACAGUUUUGAAAGGCUUUUUUCAUAUCCUAGUUUACUUAACUUUUUAGAUGCAUUGUUUUGUCAAUUUUAAUUCCUUGUCCAUUGAGAGAGAACCAUAGCACAAAUCUAGAAACGUCUUUGAUUGGGUUUCUCCACUUAUGUAAUUUUGCAUUAAUAAAAAUUCACAAAUGUCUUGUGAUAUGAAUUUAAUCAAGGAUUGCUAAUACGUGCAGUUCAGAGUGACUUCUUAGAGUGGCAUUUUGGAAUUUUCAAUCUAGAAGGCUGAAGUUCUCUCUCUAAUACUGAAAAGCUCAGUAAUUUUUCUCCUCGGCUUGGAUUUCUAGAAGCUGAAUAAUUACAUUUUUAAAUUCUAAUGUAGUGUGAUUCUAAUUAACUGUAUUCUGAUCCAUACAUUUCUGUGAUUAGGGACUCAUGGAUUCAAAUUGUAAUCUAUGGUCUUUUUGUCCCCUAAGUGCCCAAGUCUUGUUUCCUGAUAAGUAGCGUAUAGAAGUGGCCAACUUUUAAAUUAUUGGAUGCUUCUGAGCGUGUUCAGCAAAAUAGGAAGAAGUGUGUGUUAGCAGAAUGAACAGGGGCUGGGUGUCAGGAAGUCCUGGAUUCUAAUAACAGUUUUGCUGCUGACGUGCUGUGUUGCCUUGGGCAAGUCAUUUCACUGCCUCAGUUGGCAAAUCUAUAGAUGGGGAUACAAGCUAAUCAUUACAAUGUCCCUGUAAAUAACUUGUUAUACAGCACUAAGAAUUAGUCGCUGAUGCCUCGAGUUUGGGAGCACAGUGAUUAACAACUCAUUUGAUUCAUUUUGGGAGAGUCUUGAGAUGUAACCAAUUCACCCUAAAAUAUUUUCUCAUUGUAAUAGGGAAGAAUUCCUGUAAGUGAAUGACUCUUGACAUUUAGCUUAAGGAACCUGGCUGGCCACCAAAGGCUUUGACAUUAGCUAUUCCUGUUCAGAGCUGGAUUUGCCUCCCCCCAUCAUGUAUGGGUACCCUUUAGAAUCCAGCAAGGAGUACAAAGGGGCAAACCUACUCAUGUUCAGCUCUCUACUCCAGUUUGGCUUUUUGCAGUUCAUCCAGUUGCAGAAGCAAAUAAAUGUCCCAUUAGUGUCCAUAUCAUGAAUCUUAAGUUGAGAGCUGCAUUGUACCCUGAGAACCGUUACUCCUGAACU